Molecule: messenger RNA, 3193 nt
Organism: Pocillopora verrucosa
Lineage: Eukaryota; Metazoa; Cnidaria; Anthozoa; Scleractinia; Pocilloporidae
Source: RefSeq, a predicted model, not a curated record
UUGAGGUUGCAUGUUCAAGCGGGCAACGCAAACAGCAGCAAGAAAGCUAGGUGAAAUCAACCAAGGGCAAAUACGAACUGACCCUGCGGUGCUUUUAAUCCCUUAUAUUUCAUCUAUACUCCUUGGAUUUCCUGGUUCAAAUUGAGGUUUAUAAAGGUGUAAACUAACUUCAUCACGUUUUUAUCAGAAGAAAGCAUUUAUAAAGAUAAUACUAACGAAUCCCUCGACAGUCUACAUGAAUGACGCGUCGUUUCUUGAUUCGAAACAAACCGUAAUGGCCAGGAAGAGACUCUGCUUUUUCCUGCUUCUACCCCUAAUCUUUUCACACUCUAAAGCUAAAGAAACACUUUACAUCGGUGGACUGUUUGGUAUUGACACAAGUGGCGGUGGAUGGAACUCGGCAGGAAUAAUUCCCGCCGUUCAGAUGGCUAUCGAUGAAAUAAACAACAACACGGAGAUUCUCAAGGAUUAUCACCUGCAACUUUUGAUAAAGGAUUCUCAGUGCAAUGUUGGCGAGGCUGUCCGCAGAACUUUGGAAUACAUAUCAUCCGGGAAACCCAAAAUCAUGUUUCUAGGCCCCGGAUGCUCUAAAGCCGCAAUGCCAGUGGCGGAAGCCAUUCAUUACUGGAACAUUGUGCAAAUUGGCUUCUCAAAUUCUUCCCCAUUGCUAUCGUCAAAAGCCGUUUUUCCCCUCUACUUUCGAACCAACCCUUCGGAGAAAUUCUCCAAUCUGGGACGAAUUGCGAUUCUUAGACGAUUCAGCUGGAAGAAAGUUGCCAUUCUGCAACAAAACAACGACGUUUUCACAGGAAUUAGCAAUUCUCUUGUUGAUUUGCUGAGUGCUGCCAAUCUAACCGUCCUUGCCUACGAGAGUUUCAAAGAUCAUCCGAAGUUUGCCAUAAAGAACCUAAAGAGGAAAGAUGCCCGUAUCAUCUUUGCAUUUUUCUAUACAGAUCAACAUUAUGUCACCUUUUGUGAGGCUUUCAAGCAAGGUAUGUAUGGACCGAAAUAUGUGUGGAUUUUGAUCUCUGGUCGAAAUCCGGACAAUUGGUGGAAAGUGCAAAGCCCUCUCGUGGAUUGUACUCCUGAGGAAGUGCGAAAAGGCUUGAGUAACAAUAUCGGAACUGCAGAAUUGAAACUCAGUCCUGUCUCGGGACCAACUAAAUUUGGAAAAACACCCCAAGAACUCUACACUGAAUAUCUAGAACGCCUCAACAACUCGGGAUAUUCCGAAAAUACGUUUGCUUCUUAUGGAUACGACGCGGUCUGGACAUGCGCGCUGACUCUCAACGCAUCGAUUGAUGUCUUGGAAAAACAGAACUUCAAACUGAAUGAGUUCAACUAUAGCCAUCCUAACCUGAGCAAAGUCUUUGUCGACGUAAUGAAAAGGAUUUCAUUCGCCGGAAUGACAGGCCAGGUGAAGUUCGACAGCAACCAUGACCGUAUAACAAAACUGGAGGUCCGACAAAUACAAGGAAACACCGAACGAAGAGUUGCAUUCUACGACAUGGAAAAUGACACAUAUGAAGAAGAUCGCAACAGUGAUUACUUCUGGGAUGGUGGUAAAGUCCCCGUUGAUGGUCUUAGGAUAGAAGAAAAGCUGGAAGGAGUUGACCCAGGGGUGUUGUGGUUUGUCAUCGCUGUAUCAAUCCUUGGAAUUCUGAUGGCUGUCGGAUUCCUCAUAUUCAAUGUAUACAACCAAAAUAUCAGGUACAUAAAAAUGUCGUCACCCAAUCUUAAUAACCUUAUUAUAGUCGGUUGCAUACUUGUCUAUGUGGCGGGUGUACUGUUCGGCUUAAACAAAGAGCAAGCAAGUUAUUUGUGUCAGUUGGAGUUAUGGAUUGCAAUGAUUGGAUUCAGCUUAGGCUUUGGAGCGAUGUUCAGCAAAACCUGGAGAGUUCAUGUAAUAUUUCUCAAUGCUAAAACUACAAAAAAGGUUAUCAUCCGGGACCGUCAGUUGUUUGGUAUGGUUGCUGUUCUUCUUUUAAUUGAUAUCAUAAUUCUCGUCACGUGGCAGAUUGUCGACCCAUUGACAAAUAAAGUAGAAAACCUGACGCUGCAGGUAUCACAAGAAGAUGACACUGGCAUACAACCGUAUAUAACCAUGUGUACUUGUGAGAACAUAACGAUAUGGCUAGCUUGCAUAUACGUGUACAAAGGCCUGUUGUUAUUAUUUGGAGCCUUCUUGGCCUGGGAAACCCGCAAAGUGCAUAUCCCUGCUUUAAAUGACAGCAAGCUGAUUGGCUUGUCCGUGUAUAACGUCAUCAUUCCUUGUAUCCUCGUAAUUCCUAUUCUUGGUGUUGUCGCUGACCGACCUAAUAUCCAGUUUUCCUUGUCCUCGUUCCUCACCAUCUUCAGUACCUCGUUUACUCUGAGUCUUGUUUUUGUUCCAAAGAUAAUGUUCUUAAGAACCGCAGACGACAAUAGUUUUUCAACUGCCACUGGCUCAACUAUGGAAGGUGGACGAAUGUCAUCGAAGGUGGAACCACAACAUACUUCUAAAACAAGCGAGGAGAACACUAAAGAGACAGAAGAAUGACUUACUAUGUGAGAUUUUAGAGAAUUGCAGAGGAAAUAACACCUUUCUUUAAUAUUAUGGAGACAUCCUGAAGCUUACAAGAGUCUUAGAGCAGGAAAUUAUGUUAAUCGUGUUUGACGCAACAACAAUUGCUUUUCUGUUAUUAAAAAAUUUUGUGGAAAAGUUCUUAAAUUGAGCUGAUUUAAGAAUUUCACUUGCUUCGAGAAGUGGUAAAAAAAGAUCUGAUAAGCGCUAGAGCCUCUCUCGUAUGCUUUUUAGGCUGUAUUGAAGUUAUAGAGCUAAACAAAAAUACCGCAUAAGAGCAAAAGUAUCUAAAUUAGAAUUUCUUGUUUCGUAAGAAAUCAUUUAUUAGCGUAGUACGUCUCCUGUUUCCGCUUGUACGGUCAUUUUAAGAGAAUGUCAAGAUAAUUGUCCCCAAUGUUCUUUUGGAGACAUGGCAACACUUACAUGGACUAGUGCAACUUCAGAAUGGAAUACUGCCAUAUCAACCAGUCGAGUGCAAUACUGGGAGAGCUUCGUGACCACCCAGGACUCGCAGAUGCCACGGUUAAAGUGCACUUAACACUUAGAAAUCAGCUAUUCUGGGAAAAAGACAAUAUAUUUCUUUCCACUGUAGAAUGACCCUAAACUUGACGAGGAAUGCAACGCGGAAGU